GUUACUUGUAAGUCAUUCCAAAAGAGAGAAAACAGUUUUGUUGCUUAAAGAACAUGGUGGAACUAGCGACCUACCGAAUGAUGGGCUAUAUUUUCGCCAAUGUUUGCAUUGUGCUAUCGGUCCUGGAAGCUGCCAAGUGUUUAACAAAAAUAGGUAAUGGAUACGAUCUGGUUCCUUCGGUGGAGCUGCUGUUAGCGAUAUUGUGCAUAGUGUUUAGUUUGGUGUUGAUUAUUGGAAUCAAACGGGCGAACGUGUCUUGUGUAAAAUCGAAUAGAGCCUUUUUGAUAUUCCUGAAUACGAUAGCUAUAAUUUUUACAGUGAUGGAAUAUAUUUACACUAUGCUCGUCUACCGAAGGAUAGAUAAAGGAUGGAUCACCUUGAUUAUAGCUGUAGUGUUAUUUAUAGUGAUAUUUUUACUGGAGUUAUGGAUUUUGAAUGGUGUUUUACGAUAUGUAGAAAGCAAACAAAAAGUUGAGAUUGCUACUAUUGUCACUGAAGACACUUUGACUGUUUAAUGGAAUUUUGGAAUGUAAAUUCCAAUUUGAGCAAUUAAAGCUUCCACUACGUUACAGUGAUUGGCAACAAAUUGUGAUAGUUCAAAAGAAAUAAUUCAGAUAAAAAUAUCCACCCUAUUGAAUAAAACAGAUGACGCCUGCGCAACGAAUUGCAUUUUAUACGCUUAGGGUGAACAAGUGCAAAGCGUAAUGCUGAAUAAAGCGAGAUAUAUAUAGUCUUUUAGAAAUAUUCUUCAACUUUUUAUACUGGUACCUGUAAUUAGGAAUAAACGGAUCGGAACCACAAAUCCAGUCAUGAAAACCUACUUUUUAUGAAAGUCGCGAAAUAAGAAAUUAGAUUGAUUUUUCCUGACAAUCCAGAAGUAAAAACAAUUUAAAUAUAAUUUUACCGAGCAGCUUCUCAACUAUUUAAUGAAAAAAUAUAUAGAUAUGAAGGACAAGAAGAAUAAAUUCGUUAUCCCGAAAAAAAAUGUA
Molecule: messenger RNA, 989 nt
Organism: Topomyia yanbarensis
Lineage: Eukaryota; Metazoa; Arthropoda; Insecta; Diptera; Culicidae
Exons: 4
Coding region: 54-515 (153 amino acids)
Source: RefSeq, a predicted model, not a curated record